AGAUAUCGGAGGAGGCAAUCAGUAUGUUAACGUCACAGACCUUACUGGAGAGUCCGCGUCCAUCCAAUUUACUCCACACAUGACAGUCGAUCAUUUGAAGUAAUUGAUACAACAGAAGCUUAAACACGAAAGAGGAAAACAAAAACUGUUAUACCAGGGAAAAGAGAUGAAUGUUACGGGACCAAACGGUGGAUAUACUACAUUGUCGGAUCAUGGGGUCAAACCAAACAGUACAAUUUGUUUAGUAAUUUGUUUGUUCAGUAUACCGGAAAACUUCGAUGACGUUGUGUUUGAUUUAUACAGGGGCUUCCCAUACCAUAAACGGGAUUAUCUUGAAGCAUCUUGUCUGAUUUUUAAUAGAACUGCAUUUCAAAGGGUUGUCGACUACGGCCACAACACUGCAACUGCCGUACGCCAUUCUGGUGAUAUAAUGGACAAUGCCCAUCGAACAGGACACCAUACCAUCAGUGUGUCCUUGAAGAAUAUUCCUUCUAACGUCACACAUUUGUUUUUUACCCUGAGCGCAUGGAAUUCUCCAAAUAUUGCGCAGUAUCCAAAUCCCAGCUUCAAAUUUUAUGACGCCUCAAAACCGGGGAAAGAUCUUUGCAAGACAACGUUUCAUCAUGCUAGAAACUCACAAGCAGUUGUGAUGUGCUCUAUUUCUAGGAAUUCGCAAGGGAGAUGGGAAAUGUUCGAGUCGGGACAGAUUUCGGCAGGAAAUGCAAAAAACUAUACUUCACUUGUUUCUACAAUCCAACAGCUUAUAUCUAGAGGAGUUUAAAACAUGCGUCAGUAAAUAAAACAUAGCGUUUUAGUAUAAAUAGUUUGUACGAUAUAUGUUGAUAUGCCAACCGUAUUCGGUAUGGUGUUUACAUUUUUCUCUGAUGACAUAAGAGAAUGAUACACACAAUACGCAAGAAGAACAGGUUUAUGUCGUUUAUUGUAAAUAAAGUAGAUAAUCAGA
This is a messenger RNA of Mytilus trossulus (common blue mussel), 964 nucleotides long. RefSeq lists its product as uncharacterized. Bases 167 to 781 code for a protein of 204 amino acids. The transcript is spliced from 2 exons. The record is from RefSeq and is a predicted model, not a curated record. NCBI's taxonomy places the organism in Eukaryota, Metazoa, Mollusca, Bivalvia, Mytilida, Mytilidae.